Apiotrichum porosum is the source of this 1044-nucleotide messenger RNA. RefSeq lists its product as uncharacterized. Gene Ontology annotation, molecular function: dioxygenase activity. Bases 1 to 1044 code for a protein of 347 amino acids. The transcript has 3 exons. The record is from RefSeq and is a predicted model, not a curated record. NCBI's taxonomy places the organism in Eukaryota, Fungi, Basidiomycota, Tremellomycetes, Trichosporonales, Trichosporonaceae.
AUGCCCGACAUUACAGCCUUUGACCGCUCAGCCGUGGGCACCAUGAGUGCCGACAAGCUCCCCAUUGUCGACAUUGGAGCUUAUCUCUCUGGCACUGCUACUGCCAAGGACCGCAAAGCGAGCAGCGAUGCCAUUGACAAGGCGUGUCGCGAGUAUGGCUUCUUCUAUGUGACGGGCCACGGCAUCGACCCCGAGUACCUCGAGUCUCUGCUCAAGCUGGGCCACGAGUUCUUUGAACAGCCCGAGGAGGUCAAGGACUCGAUCCACAUCUUCAAGUCGAUGGACGGGGUCAGGGGAUACCAGAAGAUUGGAGAAAACGUUACCUAUGGCAAGCGCGACCAGCAGGAGGCACUUGACAUCUACCCCGAGCCUGAGCAUCCGACCAAGGACCAGCUCAACGGCUCACAGCUGUGGCCCAGCGAGGCGGACAUGCCCGGCUUCAAGGCCACGAUGCUCGAGUACACUGAGAAGAUGACAAAGGUUGGCCAAGCCUUUAUGCGCGCCAUGGCCGACGCCCUAGGCCACGAAGACACUUUUGCCGAGCUGCAAAAGGACAACUACUGGGUCCUGCGUGUCAUUGGCUACCCGCCCUUGCCCGAGUCGUUUGACGCAGAGCAAGGGGUCUCAUGUGGCGCCCAUACCGACUAUGGUUGCCUGACCUUCCUGCUCGCCGACGAUUUCCCCGGCUCGCUCCAGGUCGAGUCCAAGGACGGCAGCUGGAUCGCGGCCGACCCGAUUCCUGGCGCGUUUGUGGUCAACAUUGGAGACAUUGUGGACGCUCUCACGAGCCAUGGCUACAAGUCGACGUACCACCGUGUCAUCCACCGUGGCACGCGGUACCGCGUCUCCAUCCCCUUCUUCUUUGAGCCGCCUCGCGACUGGCUUGUCGAGCCUCUCCGAGGCCUGGUCCCCGAGGGCCACACUGGUGUGCCGCCUUUCAAGUACUUUGACCACCUGAAGAGCAUGAUCUACCGCCACUUUGUUGGAGCGGACCAGCAACUGCCAGACAAGCCCAACGCCAACGAGCUCACUCAGAGGGGUUAG